AUGUUUCUGUCCCUUCCUACGGUGACUGCCCUCAUUCCGUUGGUAUCUCUAGCAGGACUGUUGGCAGCCUCUGUGGAAGAAAACUCCCCACAAGACUGCACCAACACAACCAGCUUGUGCUUUCACGGUCUGCUUCUGCCCAUUACCAUACCAGUUUCUGUGUUCUUCCACCUUUGGACCUGGAUGGGUAUUAAACUCUUCAGGCAUAAUUAAUACAACCAGAGCCAAGA
This is a messenger RNA of Leptonychotes weddellii (Weddell seal), 230 nucleotides long. RefSeq names its product phosphatidylinositol N-acetylglucosaminyltransferase subunit Y-like. Gene Ontology annotation, biological process: GPI anchor biosynthetic process. The record is from RefSeq and is a predicted model, not a curated record. NCBI's taxonomy places the organism in Eukaryota, Metazoa, Chordata, Mammalia, Carnivora, Phocidae. Gene Ontology annotation, cellular component: glycosylphosphatidylinositol-N-acetylglucosaminyltransferase (GPI-GnT) complex.